Tarenaya hassleriana is the source of this 1115-nucleotide messenger RNA. Its product is annotated as tropinone reductase homolog At2g29340-like. NCBI's taxonomy places the organism in Eukaryota, Viridiplantae, Streptophyta, Magnoliopsida, Brassicales, Cleomaceae. The transcript has 6 exons. The coding region runs from base 155 to 943 and encodes 262 amino acids. The record is from RefSeq and is a predicted model, not a curated record. Gene Ontology annotation, molecular function: oxidoreductase activity.
CACUCAUUCUCAGCAUUCCUUUUUUGACCUUUACUCUGUCUACCAUUUUUUUUUUUUUUUUUGUUCUGGAAAGUCGUUGAUCUUCACAGAGCGAUUUUUUCACGAGUAGGGGCCAAGCUCUGUUAUAUGGGAUAUCAUAUUUGGACAAACGGAGAUGGAUAGUAGAUGGAGUCUUCGAGGAAUGACCGCUCUUGUGACCGGUGGAGCCGGAGGGAUCGGACAUGCGAUAGUGGAGGAACUAGCCGGAUUCGGGGCAAGAAUCCACAUAUGCGACAAGUCUGAGGUUCAUCUCAACCAAAGUUUAAGCGAAUGGAAAGAGAAAGGCUUUCAAGUCAGUGGCUCAGUCUGUGAUGUUAUCUCUUGCCCGCAGAGAGUGAAACUCUUGAAGACAGUCUCCUCUCUCUUUGAUGGCAAACUCAACAUUCUCAUAAACAACGUCGGAACUUGCGUGAUGAAGCCAACCCUAGAUUUCACGACCGAAGAUUACUCGUUACAAAUGGCUACAAACUUCGAGUCAGCUUUCCAUAUCUCCCAGCUCGCCCAUCCUCUCUUGAAGGCCUCUGGAUCUGGAAGCAUCGUUUUCAUAUCCUCCGUCGCCUCAGUUGUAUCAAUUUCCGUGAGCUCCAUCUAUUCUGCAACAAAAGGAGCUCUGAACCAGUUGGCAAGAAACCUGGCGUGCGAGUGGGCGAGCGACAGCAUAAGGGCUAACGCCGUUGCUCCUAAUAUUGUCUUAACUCAUCUAGCACAAAGCGUUAUCAAGGAAGAUAGUUUUGUGGAGAAUUUGAAGUCGAGAACCCCACUCGGUCGUGUUGGAGAGGCAAAGGAGGUCGCGGCACUGGUGACAUUUCUAUGUCUUCCGGCAGCUUCUUACGUAACUGGCCAGACCAUCUGCGUAGACGGAGGUCUCACUGUCAAUGGCUUCUCCUAUCAGCCUCAAACUUGAAUCCAACAUCAACUCUUGCAAAAUAUGUAGAACCUACGGUUCUAAAUACCAAAUAAUCAUGCAAGAGUUUCGAAUAUUAUGCACCAUAUUUGAAUUGGUGUACGAUCAUAUAAUGUCUUUAAGGAUAUGUCGUAUUUUCUAUACAAAAGACAAGCAUGUAUUUCGUUUCCAA